UUAUGCAAUGGAUGUUGGAUCGCACACCUAUUUGGAAAACUGCAGAAUGCGUUGUAAACUCAAAUUAAGGAGUAUGCUUAACGAGACACUUUUCAGAGAUGCCUCGGAAAAUGGGAAUGAAAUUAAUCUUUUAGAAAGCGGAAAAAGGUCCGUAGUUACGAAAAAAAGAAGUGAACAAGCAGAAAGGGAGAGCAAGAAAACUUGAUCAAUUCCUUUCUGCACAAGCAGCUUUUCAUGUGCUGGUUUCUCACUGUAUGUAUGAACAAAAUGUACUGUUGAUUCUAGAAAAUACAUUUCUGAGAAAACAUCUUGUUACUUUUGAAUAUUUCUCGUAGAUCAUACUAUUAUUGUUUAGAAGCAUCCACCUUUACCGGAGCCGCUCUUUUGUUCGUCAUUUCUCUUUUCCUUUCAGAUUUAGAAACAGAAUAUAUUCCUCGGUUUUCAACAGAAUAAUGCUGGACUUUUACUAUUCAAAAGUUCCAUUUUCUGUCUAUAAUUGUGAUACGAUUUGGGCGUUUUAAUCAAAAUCAAAAUUUAGAGUACAAAUUUGAUGAUUGAAAAAAAGAUUUCUCUAAUUUAAGAUAAAAUAUUAAUACGAUUAUCAAGCAAUAUACCGAAUGAAAGAAUAACACAUUUUAUUCGAAAAGAAGUAUUAUUCAAGAAAAUCGAAGAAAUAUUUUCAAAAUCAAAUAAAUAUGUUACUAUUAGCGGUUAUGCUGGUUCGGUACAAGAUACAUGUCAAGAUGAUAAAGAUAUUUAUCAACGUUAUCUUGCGACAACCGAUGUAGAUCCGUGCUUAGUAUUUGUUGUACUCUUUUAA
Molecule: messenger RNA, 820 nt
Organism: Didymodactylos carnosus
Lineage: Eukaryota; Metazoa; Rotifera; Eurotatoria; Philodinida; Philodinidae
Source: the annotation of a GenBank genome assembly